AUGGAAUAUGGAGAAGAACCCUCGAUUAAAAGAUUUCUAAUGCUUCCUGAUGAUUUGGUAUUUAACUGCUUAGCUCGCGUCUCAAGAUUACAUUAUCCAACUCUCUCAUUAGUCUCCAAAAAAUUUCGCUUUCUUCUUGCUUCAAAGGAGCUUUACCAAACCCGAAUCCUCUUAGGCGGAACGGAGAGUUGUCUUUACGUGUGCGUACGACUCCAUACCGAUUCUGAACAACUACAUUGGUUCAUUAUCUACCAGGGACCAAAUAGCUCCAAAAAAGUUUUGGUCCCGAUUUCAUCUCCCAAUUUUACUUCCGCAGCCCUGCCGGGUUUUGUAGUGGUCGGUCAUGAGAUAUAUGCCAUUGGCGGUGGAUCAGAGAAUAAAAACGCUUCGAUAAAUGCAACUGGAUCAAAGACUUAUAACGCUUUGUCUAGCGUUAUGGUUAUGGACUCUCGUUCUCACACAUGGCGUGAAGCUCCAAGCAUGCGGGUGGCCCGUGUGUUUCCAUCUGCUUGUACCCUCGAUGGGAGAAUAUAUGUUACGGGAGGCUGCGAAAAUCUCAAUUCAAUGAAUUGGAUGGAGAUUUUUGAUACGAAGACUCAAACUUGGGAGUUUUUACAGAUCCCUAGCGAGGAGGUAUGCAAAGGCUCUGAGUACUUAAGCAUAAGUUAUCAAAGAACCGUCUAUGUAGGGUCUAGGGAAAAAGAUGUCACUUACAAGAUGCAUAAAGGUAAAUGGAGAGGGGCAGACAUAUGCCUGAAUCAUGGAUGGAGUCUGGAUCCAUCAUCUUGUUGUGUGAUAGAGAACGUGUUCUACCGUUGCAGUCUUGGGGAUGUACGUUGGUAUGACCUCAAGAAAAGAGAAUGGGCAGCUUUGAAGGGUUUGGAAGGACUGCCUACUUUUACUAAUUAUUAUAGAAAUUUUAAAUCGGCGGAUCAUUGUGGAAAAUUGGCGAUUUCUUGGGAGGAGUAUGUGUUAGUUGAUGACGAAACAAAGAUUUGGUGUGCGGAAAUUGCGAUUCAAAAACGCCAAAAUGGAGAAAUUUGGGGAACGCUUGAGUGGUUUGACAAUGUGUUUAUAUCCAGUGGACCAAACCGUCAUGUGGAUUUAUUAGUGAAUGCUCUUACUGCAACAGUUUGGUGA
Arabidopsis thaliana (thale cress) is the source of this 1140-nucleotide messenger RNA. RefSeq names its product Galactose oxidase/kelch repeat superfamily protein. The record is from RefSeq and is marked reviewed. The transcript has a single exon. Bases 1 to 1140 code for a protein of 379 amino acids. Lineage: Eukaryota; Viridiplantae; Streptophyta; Magnoliopsida; Brassicales; Brassicaceae.